This is a messenger RNA of Penicillium verhagenii, 3111 nucleotides long. RefSeq names its product exosome catalytic subunit DIS3. Gene Ontology annotation, biological process: rRNA catabolic process. Gene Ontology annotation, molecular function: 3'-5'-RNA exonuclease activity; RNA binding; endonuclease activity. Bases 1 to 3111 code for a protein of 1036 amino acids. Gene Ontology annotation, cellular component: nuclear exosome (RNase complex); cytoplasmic exosome (RNase complex). The record is from RefSeq and is a predicted model, not a curated record. Lineage: Eukaryota; Fungi; Ascomycota; Eurotiomycetes; Eurotiales; Aspergillaceae. The transcript is spliced from 2 exons.
AUGAAGAGCUUAAGGAGAGACGUCUCUUCUAACCCCCAAGCCUCCAAUGUCACCAGCAAAGUCUUCGUGAGGUCCACAAAAAGUGGAAAGGUGCAAAAGAUUGUCCGCGAGCUCUAUCUGCGGCAAGACAUUCCUUGCUCGUCGAAGCUCUGCUCACUAUGCCCCUCGAUCGCUCCAGCGGAUGCAAAUGGAAACAUUACACCGUUCAUCCUCUCCGAUCGUCCCGCCGGUACCAAGGCUUUCCCUCGCGGCCACUACCUUGUUCCCGAUACAAAUGCGCUAUUGAAUGGAAUGGAUCUGUUUGAACACACCGGCGCAUUCUAUGAUGUAAUUGUUUUGCAGACUGUUCUCGAAGAGCUCCGAAACCAGUCGCUCCCUCUCUACAACCGCCUGCUCUCUUUGAUCAAAACCGAUGAGAAGCGCUUCUAUCUCUUCUUUAACGAAUUCCGCCUAGAGACUCACGUGCGCCGAGAGCCAGAGGAGUCAAUCAAUGACCGCAAUGACCGAGCUGUGCGGACCGUGGCAAGCUGGUACGGUGAGCAUCUCCGGGCAUCCGCGAAGAAGGGCAAGAAAGAGAAAUCAAUGCCUGCCAUCGUGGUUAUUACAGACGACAAGGACAACCUCCGGAAAGCCAAAGCCGAAAAUGUUUCUGCUUUGUCGCUAUCUGAUUAUGUGACCGGACUGGAAGACUCAGAGAAGCUGCUGGACAUGAUCAGUGAAGCUCGGGAAGCACGAGAUGCGAAGGGCUCGGCUCGUGGGCAGCUUUUCUAUCCUGAAUAUUACUCCAUGUCGAAGCUCCAGACUGGUCUCCGGGCAGCACACCUACACCAAGGAGUGUUCAAUGUUUCGCCUUACAAUUAUCUGGAAGGUUCAGUCAACGUCCCGGCUUUUGACAAGCCGCUCCUUAUCCUAGGACGUGACAAUAGCAAUCGUGCAAUCGCAGGAGAUUCUGUUGUGAUUGAAGUGUUACCCCAAGAUCAGUGGAAGUCUCCUUCGACAAAGCUUGUAGAUGAAGAGGCAGUGACUCGGAACGAUAACCCUGAUACCGAUGACACCGAAGUUGUUGUGACCGACCGGGAGCGCAAGGCUCUCCAAGAGGAGGUCAAAAAGGCCCACGGAAAGAGCUCCGAAGGAAAGCCGCAGCCAACUGCCAAGGUUGUGGGUGUCAUCAAACGCAACUGGCGCCAGUACGUGGGACAUGUGGACUCCAACUCUGCAGGCUCACAAGCUGCCUCCGGUCGCCGACAACAAACUGUGUUUGUCCUGCCAAUGGACAAGAAAGUUCCCAAGAUUCGGGUUCGGACUCGACAGGCUGGGGAUCUGGUUGGUCACCGUAUCCUUGUGACCAUAGAUGCCUGGGACCGGGAUUCACGCUACCCAUCAGGUCACUUUAUUCGCUCCCUGGGAGAGCUCGAGACAAAGGGCGCGGAAACAGAAGCGCUUCUUCUGGAGUACGAUGUGCAGUACAAACCGUUCCCAAAAUCUGUCUUGGACUGUUUGCCAUCAGAGGGGCAUGGCUGGAUUGUGCCUGCUUCGAAAGAGGAUAAGGGUUGGAAUGGCCGACGUGAUCUCCGUGAUCUCCUCAUCUGCAGUAUCGAUCCUCCGGGCUGCCAGGAUAUUGAUGAUGCUCUUCAUGCGCGCGUCUUACCAAAUGGAAAUUUCGAAGUCGGUGUCCACAUUGCCGAUGUUUCACACUUUGUCAAGCCUAACAACCCAAUGGAUCUUGAAGCCAGUGUUCGCGGAAGUACUGUGUACCUGGUUGACAAGCGUAUUGACAUGCUUCCCCACCUUUUGGGAACUGAUCUGUGCUCACUCAAACCCUAUGUUGAACGUUACGCCUUUUCCGUUAUUUGGGAAGUCACACCAGAAGCAGAGAUUGUUUCUUCAGACUUCACCAAGUCGGUUAUUCGCUCCCGCGAAGCUUUCAGUUAUGAACAAGCCCAACUACGUAUUGACGAUCCCUCCCAAAAGGACGAGCUCACCGAGAGCAUGCGUAAUCUUUUGAAGUUCUCCAAGAUUCUUCGCCAGAAGCGUUACGAUGCUGGUGCCCUCAACCUCGCUUCUCCUGAAGUUCGUAUUGAGGCUGAUGCCGAUGAAGUUGGCGAUCCGCUAGCGGAUGUUAAAACAAAGUCUAUGCUUGCAACCAACAGUCUGGUUGAAGAGUUCAUGCUUCUCGCCAAUACCACUGUUGCCUCCAAGAUCUAUAACUCAUUUUCUCAAACCGCUUUGCUACGACGACACGCCACUCCCCCACCGCAAAAUUUCGAAGAUCUUAUCAACCAGCUCUCCAAGAAGCGCAACAUGGAACUUGAUGUUAGCAGCUCAGGAGCUCUUGCCAACUCACUGGACCGCUGCGUCGACCCAGAGAACCCCUUCUUCAACACCCUUGUCCGUAUCUUGGCCACUCGAUGCAUGACUUCAGCCGAGUACUUCUGCGCCGGAGCCCACGCCGAAUCUGAAUUCCGCCAUUACGGUCUCGCUUCGCCAAUUUACACCCAUUUCACUUCACCAAUUCGUCGAUAUGCUGAUCUGCUUGUCCACCGACAGCUGGCUUCUGCUAUCGGCUACGAAGGCGAGGACGGUCAUGCCGGACUAGAGGGUGUCGCUACACGCGGCAAGCUGGAGGAUAUCUGCCGCAAUAUCAACUACCGCCACCGAAACGCACAGUUUGCUGGCCGUGCUAGUAUCGAAUACUACGUCGGCCAGGCGCUCAAGGCGCGUGGAGAGAAGAUGGCCGUUGAUGGCACUGACAAGGGUGUCGAUGAGGAGGGAUACGUGAUGCGUGUCUUUGAAAACGGUGUCGUUGUCUUUGUUCCUCGAUUCGGUAUCGAGGGUGUGGUACGAUUGGAGGACUUUGUGCUACCGGGAGAGUCUAGUGGUUGGACUGUGACAGAGAGACGGGAACUUGCGCCGCAUCGUACCACUGAAUUUGAUCCAGAGGAAUACACUCUUCGUGUGGAGGAGAAGGGUCAGUCUGCGAAGGAACGAGGCGUGCUUGUCGAGCUCUUCCAGAGAGUUCAUGUCAACGUCAGCUCGGUGAAGGAAGAGGGCCGUGGUGCUGGCAAGCGAAGAGUCCGCGUGCUGAUUACCGGUGCUUCAAGCAAAAAAUAA